Theobroma umbraticum is the source of this 912-nucleotide messenger RNA. RefSeq names its product large ribosomal subunit protein eL19z-like. Lineage: Eukaryota; Viridiplantae; Streptophyta; Magnoliopsida; Malvales; Malvaceae. The record is from RefSeq and is a predicted model, not a curated record. Gene Ontology annotation, biological process: translation. Gene Ontology annotation, cellular component: cytosolic large ribosomal subunit; ribosome. Gene Ontology annotation, molecular function: structural constituent of ribosome; RNA binding.
CCACCGAUAUAAAAUCCGCCUCCGCCUUUCUUCGCGAAAACCCUCGAGUUUCCACUCAUAGAAAGACACAGGCCAAGAGAGCGAGAGAAGAAACCAAACCAUGGUGUCUUUGAAGCUCCAGAAGCGGCUUGCCGCGAGCGUCCUCAAGUGCGGGCGUGGCAAGGUCUGGCUCGACCCUAAUGAAAUCAAUGAAAUCUCCAUGGCCAAUUCCAGGCAGAAUGUUAGGAAACUGGUGAAGGAUGGUUUCAUUAUCAAGAAGCCUACCAAGAUUCACUCCCGUUCUCGUGCACGCAGAAUGAAGGAGGCCAAGAGAAAGGGCCGACACUCUGGAUAUGGUAAAAGGAAGGGUACCAGGGAGGCAAGGUUGCCAACGAAGAUCCUUUGGAUGAGGAGAAUGCGUGUAUUGAGGCGUCUUCUCCGUAAGUACAGGGAGUCCAAGAAGAUUGACAAGCACAUGUACCAUGACAUGUACAUGAAAGUCAAGGGUAAUGUGUUUAAAAACAAGCGUGUUUUGAUGGAAAGUAUCCACAAGUCCAAGGCAGAGAAGGCAAGAGAGAAGACACUUUCUGAUCAGUUCGAGGCCAAGCGUGCCAAGAACAAGGCAAGCAGGGAGAGGAAGUUGGCCAGAAGGGAGGAACGCCUUGCACAGGGACCAGGUGAGAAGGCAGCACCUGCAUCUGCACCUCAACAGGCCGAGGGAGUUAAGAAAUUGAAGAAGUGAAUGAAAUCAUGAAGAUCGCCAAACUUUAUAUGCUAAUGCCUUUUGUUUCCUUUGUAGGAGUUUGUUUGCAAAACUCUGUUUUCAUUUAUGUUAAAACUUUUAAUUAUAAAUUACGGAAUUUUUGAAACCUGUGAGCUGUUAUGUUGGAUGAAAAUGUUUGUGAUAUUAGUUUAUUGUUGAAUUACCAUGCA